AUGGCAUCCAGUGAAGACGCGCCCGAAAAUGACGAGAACCUCCAGCCCACUGCUCCUAACGUACAGGACAGGCCCAGCGACAGUGAUCGGGCAAGGUUUGGCUUUAAGCUGCGGGCUGCACAGCCGAAGAUGGCUCAGGCUGCGAAGAAAGAUGCUCCAGACUCAUCUCGCAGCGUCGAUCUGCAGAAAGUGUUGCGGGAAACAUAUGGAGAUCCGGAUUGCAUUCUGCCCGUCUUGAAAUUGAAGCCCACUGCCGGCAAGUACGAUUUCAAGGACAAAAUAGCAGAUCUUCAAGCGAUGAUCUGCCCGUUAAAGAAUGCACUAUCGGACCAACGGUUAAAAGCCAAAGCUUUGGCAGAAGCGCUGGUGGCGGCAGAGCAAGAUGUGAAUGCAAAGCUGCGUUCCUCCAAGGACGAGCUCAAGGAGGCAGCGGCGCAGCUGUUCGCAGUGCAGAAAGAAGCUGAAGGCCGAGAGGCAGUCCUUGCGAAGAAGUUGUCCCAAGAGUCAAGCCGAGUCUUUCGCCUUCAACGAGACCUGGAAGAAGCGAGGGCCACAGCGUCUGGCAAUGCGGAAGAUGCUGCCAGCGCACGUCGAAGAUGUGAGGAGAUGUCAGAGCGACAUCGCCGGCAAACGGAAGAGGCGGCAGCCUUUCUUCGCGGUCAAGUUGAUGAGACCAUGAAGGCCAAAGAGCAGCUCGUAGAAGCGCACAAGAAGAAAGAAGCCGCUCUCAUGGCUGACUGCAACAAAGCCAAAGAUGCUUUGCAACACGAGUACCAGGGUCGCUUCAACGAGCUGGAGCGGGCGCUCCAAACGAAGGACUCUGAAGCAGCAAGAGCAAUUCAACAGCUCAAGGAAGCAAUAGAAGCAAAGGAUGCUCAGCUGCACACGCAGGAGCAAGACACGAAGGAUUGCAUAGCUGGCCUGCGACAGACCCACGCCGCAGAACUUGAGGAAAUGAAAAGGCUCUGGAAACAGAAGGAGGAAGAGUUCCACAGUGUCAUGGAUGGGCUGCAGCAAGCACAUCGGUCGGCGCUCGACCAGAAAGAAGCUGCAUCCAAGAACAAGGAGGCCGAAUUGAACGAGUUCAUUGAACGUCUGACCGCGACGCACAAGCACCAGCUGAGUGAGAAGGAGAAGGAAUGCAAAAGCAAGGAAGAUGCGGCACAGACGGUUCUUUGCGCUUUGAAGAAAGAGAUGGCGGACAAGGAGGGGAAAGCAACAGAAAGCAUUCGUGGAUUGAAAACCGCCAUCGAGGAGAAAGAGAAUUCUUUCCGACAGGAGGAACAUGCCCUGCAAUCUGCAGUGCGGCAUCUGCAGCAGCAAAUGGAGAUUAAGGACGCUGCUGCGGCUAACGCCUCCACCACAUGGGAGGCGAAAUUUGCUAAGAAGGAAGAAGAAAUGCAGGACGCCUUAGGCCGAGCCAAGACAAAGUACCAAGUGCUGUUGCAAGACAAGGAGGCAUCUGGCAGGCAAGCGGCAGAAGUGCUGCAACAGCAGCUUGCAGCCAAGGAGGCAACACUGCACGAAACGCUGCAGUCGCUUCAAUUUCUUCGUGCCAGCACGAGCGAGCAACUUCAAUGGGAGCGGAAUCGCAUGCAAGCGCUCGAAGAAGAGGCCUCGAAGCUUCGAAGCCGUGCAGACGAGUUGCGCUCAAGUGAGCUGGCCUUCUCUCACAAGGUGCAGCAGCAGGAGUCGGAAAUGGCCCUGAUGAGGGGCCAACUACAAGAGUUGCGCAAGAUGCUUCAGAAUGCGGAGACCGAAAGAGAUCUCCAGACCGAACGCGCCUCGGAGCACCAAGCUGCACUGCAGGAAGAGAUUGCGCAGUCCAAGAUCAAGGUCAGCACUCUCCAGGAGGAGCUGACGAGCCUUAGAACCUUGGCAAAUGCCAAGCAGCUGCAGUGUGAGAAGCUUCAUCAUGAGCGCGACGCACUGGAGGUGGAGUUCAGAAGCUAUAAAGAACAUCAUGGGACCAGCAACCAACAGCAGAUGGAGGCAAUCACUGAGUUAAGGCUCACAGUAGACAAGCUGAGCAAGCAGGUGGAAUGCACCAAAGCCGAGCUUCACAACCAACAGGGCAACCUGUCUCGUCAUCAAGGCUAUAUACAAUCCUUGGAGGGCCAGCUGGCUCUUGCAGAGUGCACUCGCCGAGAGCUUCAUAAUGCCAUUCAGGAGCUGAAGGGCAAUAUCCGGGUCUUUUGCCGCGUGCGGCCUCAACUGGGAGGCUCAAAAUCUGCAUCGCAGCACUUGCAGAUUGCGGAGAACAAGCUCAACUUGGACUACAUGAACGAACCUCACGGCUUCAGCUUCGACCGCAUCUUCUCCGAGAGCUCCUCCCAGGAGGCGGUGUUCGAGGAGGUCAGUGGCCUCGUCCAGUCUGCACUGGAUGGGUUCAAGGUUUCGAUCUUUGCGUACGGCCAAACUGGCUCCGGAAAGACCUACACCAUGCAGGGUUCCCCUGGGCCUGGUGCACUGGGUCUUAUCCCUCGAUCGAUACAGCAGAUCUUGCGAGCAUCUGAAUCCAUGAAGGCCUCAGGUUGGACGUGGACCCUCAAAGUGUCUUUCGUGGAAGUCUACAAUGAGGUUCUUCGGGAUCUGCUGGGAAGUGAUGGGAGCCAACUGGUCCACGUUAUUAAGCACGACGACGCCUGGGGGACGGUGGUGACGAACCUCACUCUGAUGGAGGUCUCUCAAAUGGAGCAGAUCAACAAGCUAAUGGAGACUGCAGCCAGGGCUCGGUCAGUUGGAGCGACGGAUAUGAAUGCCACAUCUUCCCGCUCACACUCAAUAUUUGCUUUGUACCUCCACGGCAUCAAUCGGGAGCAGCAUUCUGAGCUGCAUGGUGCUCUGCAUCUGGUGGAUCUGGCAGGGUCUGAGCGGCUUGACAAGUCAGGAUCGACGGGCGAAAGACUGAAAGAAACCCAGAACAUCAACAGAAGCUUGUCAAGUUUGGCAGAUGUUUUCCUUGCCAAAGCCGAAGGGCGAUCCCACAUUCCGUUUCGCAACUCGAAGCUGACACAUUUGAUGGAGCCAUGCUUGAAUGGUCAAGGCAAGACUCUGAUGCUGGUCACGGUCAGCCCCGAAACAGAUCAUUCGCAUGAGACGCUUUGUUCUCUGCGCUUUGCCUCACAGGUCAGCCAGUGCACAACAGGGGGCAAGCCGAAGCGCCACCUGCGAGCACUGCCAAAUGGAAGCGCAAGCACAACUAAGCUGGCAACCUCCAGGUCAGUCACCACAUUGAGACACGGAAAGUAA
Molecule: messenger RNA, 3252 nt
Organism: Symbiodinium natans
Lineage: Eukaryota; Dinophyceae; Suessiales; Symbiodiniaceae
Source: the annotation of a GenBank genome assembly